CAGCAUUUCUCUGCUUCAAUGGCAUUUCAUUACCUUCUCCUCUUCGCUUUACUCAAUUUGAGGCUUCAGUGCUCAGCUCAGCGAUAUUUAGUAUCUCUUGGUGCAGGAAGUCAUGGUGCUGUACCUGAGGAGGAUUAUUGGAAGUCUGUGUUCCCAAAUACUCCAAUGCCAAAAGCAUUGAGAGAUCUUUUACCUCUAGCUGCUUCAGGAACCAAGAACAUGUUGGCAGACAUGGUUAAGGAUGAUAAGAAACCAACAGACGGCUUUGGGAAUUAUGCAUAUUCAGAUCCAAGCAAGGAAUUCAAAGGAAGCAAGAACAUGUUGGGUGACAUGGUUAAGAACAAUGAUAAAGUAGUAGACGACCGUGCAAAUUAUGGAUAUGGAAAUCCAAGCAAGGAAUUUGCAGAUGGAAACGCCCCAACCAACAAAGAUGUCUACUUUUUUGAGAGCGAGCUGCAUCCUGGUAGGACGAUGAUUUUAAAGGACCUAACCAAAAAAGCAAGCAAAGCAACAUUCCUACCACGUUCAGUUGCAGAGUCGAUCCCCUUUUCAACCCAAAAGAUUCCGGAAAUCUUGAAGUAUUUUUCACUGGAAGCAAAAUCAGCAGAAGCUAACUUACUCAAAGAAACAAUUGAGAAUUGUGAAAGACCUGCCCUUGGUGGAGAAGAAAAGUAUUGUGCUAAAUCAUUUGAAUCGUUUGUCGAUUUGGGUGUUUCCAAGCUGGGAAAAAACAUCCAACUUCUGUCAAAUGAAUUGGAAAAAGAAACACAAAACCAAGAGUUUACUAUUGGGCAGGGAGUGAAAAUGAUGGGAGAAUCAGAGAUCGUUUGUCACAAGAUGAAGUAUGCAUAUGCUGUGUUUUUAUGCCAUUCCAUUGAUAAAACAGCUGUGUAUACGGUUCCAUUAGUUGGGGCAGAUGGGACAAGAGCUAGGGGGUUGGCUGUUUGUCACAAAGAUACAUCAACUUGGAACCCCAAGCACUUGGCUUUUCAGAUUCUCAAAGUUAAGCCAGGAACUGUCCCCAUUUGCCAUUUCCUAGUCAGAGAGACCCUUGUCUGGCUUCCCAACUAAAAUUGCUACAAGAUCGGUAAAAAAUGGCACUUGAUAAAUAUAUUUAUAUAUAUGUAUGUAUAUAUA
Durio zibethinus is the source of this 1137-nucleotide messenger RNA. Its product is annotated as BURP domain-containing protein 6-like. The record is from RefSeq and is a predicted model, not a curated record. NCBI's taxonomy places the organism in Eukaryota, Viridiplantae, Streptophyta, Magnoliopsida, Malvales, Malvaceae.